This is a messenger RNA of Capsicum annuum, 2094 nucleotides long. RefSeq lists its product as uncharacterized. Lineage: Eukaryota; Viridiplantae; Streptophyta; Magnoliopsida; Solanales; Solanaceae. The record is from RefSeq and is a predicted model, not a curated record. Bases 631 to 1935 code for a protein of 434 amino acids. The transcript is spliced from 7 exons.
AGUACUGAUUAAACUUUUUUUUUUCUUUUUUUUUUUUUUAACAUUUUAGCAACAAAAAAGGCAAUAGAAAAACCCGAAAAAGGCAUAAACUUUCCGUCCGACUUUUUUGUUUUCACGUAGUAAAUCAUAAUUAUGAGCACCUUAAUAAUCACAAUUCACAAAUACUCACUUUAAUCUCACAGAUUAAAAAUCCUUAUCACUAAAUACAGCUGCCGGAGCUAAUUAAAGAAUCUCCAUUACUUUACUACUACAUCUCCAUUAUUAUUACCAUCUUUCCCUAUUCUGCAUAUUUAAUAUAAAAAAAUAACUACUUACAAAAAAUAUAGAACAAAACAAGAAUUCUUGGUAUUGGUAUCAUCGAUCUACUUUAAUCCAAACAAAAAAUCCCCAACAAAUAUUCUCCACAUUUCUUAAUUCUGGGGUGUCUUAUUUUUACAAAAAAAAAAAAUUCUUAGUAUUUUUUUAUAAUAACUGAUAAAUAUUCUUGAAUCUGGGUUUUGUUGAAAAAAGUAACUGAUAAAUAUUUCUUGAUUCAGGGUUUUUUUUUUUUUUUUUUUGAAAAAUAAGUGAUAAAUAUUUGUGGGUUGAAAGAUGAUUACAUGGUGGAGAAGUUGAAGGAGAAAAGUGGAAAUGGCAAGAGGAGAGUGGAGAGGAAACUGGAUGUCAUAUAAGAGAACAAUGAUUGUUAUUUGUUCAAUCAACAUUUUUAUUGCUCUCUAUGUGCUUCAUUCUCUUUACACUUCUGUCUAUAUGUACCCUUAUAGUGAUUCUCAAAGAGCUUCUAGGUAUACCCCAGAUCAGAUUAGGAAAAUGGAAGAGUCAAUUCAAUUGCGAAAACAACUAGAACCUGUAGAACUUAUUAAUGUGGUAAAUGGCUUAAAGGUCAAACUUUUGAUGGAUGAAAAGGUGCAACAAAUACCAGAGAAUAUUAAAGAGACGAUAACAGAUGAGAUACUAGCAACUUUGAAAGGCGUGAAUGCCAAUGCAGAUGUGACCGUGCUACAAGAUGCGGUGGAACGUUGGCGCAGAGAAAAAUUGAAAGAAGCCACAGAACUUAUUCAUAAGAAGACAUCAAAUUCAACUACUUCCCUAAAGGAGGCUAGGUUACUUGUACGAGCUUUGGGCGAUGACUGGGUUGAUACAUCAGAAGAAAUUGGUCUCUGGAUACCCGUUCAGGUCAUCAACACGGAACACAAUGACAAACCUGAGGGUGUUGAGGAACUUGAUUACGAAAUCGUAGCUGGCAAGCAGCUUCCUAUUGAGUGUCAUGCCGAAGCUCAUACUGAUUAUGGUGGUGAUGCUGUCAGAUGGGGCCUUACCCACCACAGAGAAACUGCAUAUGAUUGUUGUAUGGCUUGUUUGAAUCAAGCUAAGCAUGCCGGACCUAACGAAAAGAAAUGUAACAUAUGGGUUUACUGUCCAUCAGAGACGGGAUGCCACUCUCCGGAUAUUUAUCAACACAAGCAUCAGGAGUGCUGGCUGAAAUAUGUGUUUGUAUCAAUAGUAAUAAGUAAAUAUAUGGAGUCGAAAUGCAGAAAAAAGGCGGCCAUCUCAAGUGAAAAGUUCACUUUCUCUCCAACUGCAGGGGAUUUAUUCAUCUCUAAAAAGCUAAUGCAACAAAAAGAGGACAGCGACGAUGAAGAGAAGGAAGAGAGGGAGGAUUUCUUAUCUGUUGGGAGUCGUCUUUCACGCUGCUCAAGUGCUAUAAGCUAUGAAGCAUUUGCCACAGCUAAGACAACAUUGUCCCGUUGUUCAAGCUUGAACAGGAUCGAGUUUCCAGAUUUUCCGAGGCAUUCUGUGAUUAAGGAAUUCUCUCACUGUGAAGGAUGGCCAUUUGGUUUAUCGCGUAAACUGUUGUUCCUUCCACCUUUGCCAAAAUCCCCAGCUGAUUCUUGGUCAUGGAGAAAGAAUGCUAGAAUGAUCAAGAUACACUAAUUGCUGGUAUUCUAAAUAGUCAGAGGGAAUUUUACAUUUUUUUUUUCCAGAAAAGAAAGGAUGUUGAACUUCUUUUUUUCAUGUAUUCACUAUGUUUUUUCGACAAUGUCUAUAACCAUGUGUUGAAUGGUCCAUUUAUGUCACUUUAUUGUUCUUCCA